This is a messenger RNA of Onychomys torridus (southern grasshopper mouse), 929 nucleotides long. RefSeq names its product leukocyte immunoglobulin-like receptor subfamily A member 5. Gene Ontology annotation, biological process: cytokine-mediated signaling pathway. Bases 30 to 872 code for a protein of 280 amino acids. The record is from RefSeq and is a predicted model, not a curated record. Gene Ontology annotation, molecular function: inhibitory MHC class I receptor activity. NCBI's taxonomy places the organism in Eukaryota, Metazoa, Chordata, Mammalia, Rodentia, Cricetidae. The transcript is spliced from 6 exons.
CACCACUGUAGCCACUGGAAGGAGAUGCCAUGACCAUUGCCUUCAUAGCCCUGUUCUAUCUUGUGCUGACCCUGUUCUCCAUGACCCAUGUACCAGUAGAAGCUAUUGGCAAGCCCACACUCAGAGCUCAACCAGGCUCUGUGAUGACCAGGGGCAUGCAAGUGACCAUCUCAUGUGAGGGGACCUCAAAUGCCCAGGAAUACUAUCUCGAUAAAGAGGGCGGUCCAGAUCCCUGGCAAAGACAGACCCCUCUGGAGCCUACAAAUAAGGCCAAGUUCUUCUUCCCAUCUAUUCAAGAGAACCAUGCAGGGAGAUAUCGCUGUUACUAUAGGACCCAUGUUGGCUGGUCAGAGCGCAGUGACUUUCUAGACUUGAUGGUGACAGGACUCUACACAAAACCCAGUCUGUCAGCCCUGCCCAGCCCAGCGAUGAGAUUAGGAGGGAAUGUGACCCUCCAGUGUGCCUCAAAGCUUGGGUAUGAUGGGUUUGCUCUGACUAAGGAGGAACCACAGAAGUUCUCUUGGACCCUAGACUCACAGUACAUAUACUCUAAUGGCAGUUUCCGGGCACUGUUCUCUGUGGGGCCUGUGACCUCCAGACAGCAGAGGACAUUCAGAUGCUAUGGCUAUUACCUGAGUAAACCCCAGGUGUGGUCAGAACCCAGUGAUCCUCUGGAGUUCCUGGUGUCAGGAGCACCUGAGACCACCAGACAACCACAAAACAUGUCAGAAGCCCUGACAGUCUCACCACCCCAGGAUCACACAGUACAGAACCUCAUCCGGAUGGGCAUGUCUGGCUUGAUCUUCAUACUUCUUGGGAUUUUGCUGUUUGAAGCUUGCCACAGCCAGAGAAGGACCUUGACUGCAUCCUAGAAGGGAAGAAGAGAGAUAGCAACAAGCCAUACAUGGUGUCUACAUCCGGGAAACAAA